Molecule: messenger RNA, 1014 nt
Organism: Colletotrichum aenigma
Lineage: Eukaryota; Fungi; Ascomycota; Sordariomycetes; Glomerellales; Glomerellaceae
Gene: asqI-2
Product: Tyrosinase family protein asqI
Exons: 4
Coding region: 1-1014 (337 amino acids)
Source: RefSeq, a predicted model, not a curated record
AUGGGCAUCAACAAACUUCCUGCGGCGUCCGCCAUGGUCGGAUGCUCUCUCGGAGCUGCCAUCAACGAAACUACCCGCACGCUUGAGCUCGCCCCUGAGUAUUUCAAUGGCACGGUCUCUGUCGAACACCUUUCCGUGGCCGGCAAUCUUGACGGCUUCAAGAUGUUGACCCCGGCUGCCCGGGCGUCCACCAACUUUUGGUACCUCGACGUCUUCUCCAAGGCCACUAAGGCCACUAAUCAGACGCUCAACAUUGUUUUCUUCAACACUGGAGAAUUCAAACUAUACCCCCAUCCUCUCGCCCUUCAGGUUUUUGGUACGUAUGCCAACGGUACGGAUUUCUACUAUGAGGCUCUGGCCGACUCCGGCUUCACUAUCACCAACGGACCCAAGGGCAUCACCGGUGAUUGGAAAGGAGUUGGAACCUUCGAUGGUUCCGCCUUGGAUAAGCCUGAUGUCGAAUACCACAUCAGCAUUGACUCCUCCGUGAUGGACAUCAACGGCAACAUUACUUUCAAAUCAACCGCACCCACUCACUACCCAUGCGACCUGAACGGCGCUAUUGGUGCCAACCAGAACCUCCUCCCCGGACUUUACUGGGCCAACGCAGUCCCGGACGCUGACACCACCGUCGACCUCACAAUCAAGGACACUGCCAUCAGCUUUACCGAUGGCAACUGGGGCAACCAAUCCAUCAUCGACGGACCCCGCUACUGGGACUGGGGCCACGGUCGCGUUGGUCCGUACACGGUCGUCUGGUACAACCUCCUCGACUACAAUGGCAACGAGAGCCGCCGCUCUUACGUUGUUAAGGAUGACGAGGUGCUCAUGCCCCCUGUCACUGGUCUGCUCGAGACUGAGGGCAUCACAGUCAACUACACACUGCCCACCGGCGAGAUUUUGGCGCUGGAAAUCACCCCUGAGCUGAUUUUCAAGGACGAGGAUGGCAUCUACCAGCGUGCAAAUGGUAAUAUGAAGGGUGGCAUCGUUGGUCAAGAGACCUUCGAGGGCUAG